AUGCACAAUGACAAUGCCGUGGAUUUCUACCUUCUCUUACCUCUUCUUUUAGCUCUGAGGAUUCACAAUGCACACUCGGCUCCUGAUUUCUCUCAAUAUCUCCACACCAUCCUAAAAAACCACACAGCUCAUGCUUGUGAAGGAGAAACGCUCAUCAUUGAGUGUCCCUCCAGGACGUCUGUGUCGGUCCUGUCAGCUUUCUAUGGACGACGGGUUCCUAAUCAGUAUCUGUGCCCCUCUGUGAACCCAAACAUCACUGAGGAGGAGGAUUCAGAGUGUGCUUCACCAGUCGCUAUCCAGAAGGUAGUGUCAGAGUGUCAGGAUCGCCGGUCCUGUCACAUCCCAGUGUUCAGUCCAGUGUUUGGCCAGGACCCCUGUCCCCUCACCAGCAAGUAUCUUCUGGUGGCCUACAAGUGCAGACCAGAGCACCACCGUACAAGGCUGGUGUGUGAAAAUGAGCGUAUGAGGCUGAUGUGUAAAAAUGAGACCGUCCUUGCAAUCUACUCCGCCACCUUUGGGCACCUGCUGCACGGCAGUCCUUACUGCCCCCAGGAGCCGGGAUCACAUGCUGACAUGGAGUGUCUGUCCCCUUCAGCUCUGAGGAAGGUGUCCCGCAGGUGUCAUGGCAGAUCUAACUGCUCGGUUCUAGCUGAUAUCCAAACCUUUGGUGACCCCUGCUUCUCCGGCACCAGGAAACACCUGCGGGUGUCCUUCACCUGUGUGCCUCGGUAUCUUCUGGACGACGUUGGUCGCGGGUCAACAGAUCCCUUCAUGAUCUCAGACUACACACACGGUCUUCCUGAGCGAGUAGCUCUGUAUUUUGUCUCUGGCAUCUGUGCUGGUCUGGUUUUCCUGCUCUGCCUGUUUGGCCUGCGCUCCACAGUUGUGAGGGAUGUAAAAGAUCUGGUCUCUGACCUGAACGAUGAGCUGAAAGCAUCACGAAGAAAGCGCAAGGAGAUCAUAGAGGACCUCUUCGACGAUGACAUCUCUGACACGUCAUCCUUCCGCCGCCUCACACAGUCCUACCGCACCGCAGACAUCCUCAGCCCCUCUACGCUGAGUGUAGAGAUGGUCAAGUAUGAAGGGGAGCAGAUGAGGGAGCUGCCCAGUGGAGACAUCUGGCCAGCCCGAGACUCCUGCCCUUACGCCAUUCAUAAGAUCAAAACAACUGAGUGAAGUCCCAUAUACGAGUGACGCUAAAGCAUCCCUCUGCUUUGAGUUAAGUUCUUGGUUUGAAUAAAAAACACAAGUAUACUCUCUGCACUCUGCACAACAAAGAAUGAAAUGGACAAGAUUGGCUGACUGAUCCUGAUUUUAGUCAAAUAAGACAUUUAGUUCUCUGAAUUCUUGACAACAAGUACUUGUG
This is a messenger RNA of Cheilinus undulatus (humphead wrasse), 1366 nucleotides long. Its product is annotated as protein eva-1 homolog C. Gene Ontology annotation, molecular function: carbohydrate binding. The record is from RefSeq and is a predicted model, not a curated record. NCBI's taxonomy places the organism in Eukaryota, Metazoa, Chordata, Actinopteri, Labriformes, Labridae.